CACGGUAAAAACAAUUCUAUUCAUGUAGAUUACGCCGUAAACUAAUAUUAACAGAUGAUUCAACCUGUGGUCAGAAAACACAACACGGGAAAAUAGCGACAGCGAUGUGCAACACAAUAGCGGGGAAGCGGCACAACAACAAGCACAAAGCAGUGACAAGAAAGGUAAGCAGGGUAUGUGCAAAAUGUGAGGACAAAAUGACAUGAUGAGCAACAAUAUGCAUCCAAUUGAGAAUAGCUAAUCCUGUAUUGAACGACUAUACUUACCAUCCGUUUUUAGCUGGUCGCAUUCUGACUGCAUUCUGGAUGAUGCAUGGGGUGAUAACAUACCUGAAUCAAAGACAGUCGAAGACUCAUGGAAUCUGCCGAGGAAGUAGGAGUAGGCAAUGGCACGGGUAUGGGUAACCCGUGCGGGCAGAACGCUGGGGGUUAUGGCAAUGCCCCUGGGAUAUACACCGAUGCCCAUAUGAACGGAUGGAAAAUGGUUAAGCAGUUCGCGGCGAGGGCUCUUUCAUUUUCCUACAACUCUGGGCACUCGGUCGUGCCGCAGAAACAGUCAGUUCUUGCCAAAGAGAACAAUAGUCCCUACGUCAGUCCCUCACCCAUCCCCUUCCGGGAAGAACAGAAGUGCCACGCGCGCUCACCACGGAUGAAAUUAAAGAGUGUGUUGCCACUUCACGGCGCGAACGGUUGCUUGAUCGACCAGUUCAUACAAGACGUUACUAACCAACGUACAGACGAAUACGGCGCAAGCAUCGAGAAUCGCGCAAGGUUUAUACUCGAAGUAAUAGAUACCGCUGUGGAAGCUGUUGGUGCUGAGAGGACGGGGUUCCGAAUAAGCCCGUGGGGCGUAUACAGCGGUAUGGGCAUGGUAGACCCCAAACCCCAGUUCUCCUACGUGGUUGAGCAGCUGCGUAAACACAAACUCGCGUAUAUCCACGUCGUGGAGCCGAUACCUGCCGAAAUCACUGCUGAAGAAGAUAGCGAUUUCCUCCGUGAUAUCUGGCAAGGGCCCGAUCUGCCAAUCCGCCUGCUGAAGGACAUCGCACUUGGGCGGGGUGACCAAGCAACAUAG
This is a messenger RNA of Suillus subaureus, 1074 nucleotides long. RefSeq lists its product as uncharacterized. NCBI's taxonomy places the organism in Eukaryota, Fungi, Basidiomycota, Agaricomycetes, Boletales, Suillaceae. The transcript has 5 exons. Gene Ontology annotation, molecular function: NADPH dehydrogenase activity; FMN binding. The coding region runs from base 355 to 1074 and encodes 239 amino acids. The record is from RefSeq and is a predicted model, not a curated record.